Bufo bufo (common toad) is the source of this 4316-nucleotide messenger RNA. RefSeq names its product RB transcriptional corepressor like 1 (gene RBL1). Gene Ontology annotation, cellular component: nucleus; transcription regulator complex; chromatin. Gene Ontology annotation, molecular function: RNA polymerase II transcription regulatory region sequence-specific DNA binding. Gene Ontology annotation, biological process: cell differentiation; regulation of transcription by RNA polymerase II; negative regulation of G1/S transition of mitotic cell cycle. The transcript is spliced from 23 exons. The record is from RefSeq and is a predicted model, not a curated record. Lineage: Eukaryota; Metazoa; Chordata; Amphibia; Anura; Bufonidae. Bases 311 to 3526 code for a protein of 1071 amino acids.
CAUGAAAUUCAUCCGCCACUCAGAAAACUCUCUCUCACUUCGUCCCUUACUUCUUUCUUCCAUUCAUUCUAUAAACCAUUAGUGUGGCUAGGGAGAGGUGUGAGGAAAAGGACGCUUGAAAUCAGGGCCGCGAGGAAAGGUUUACUUACUGCGGAGGGAUACCGCACAGAAGGAUGGCGGUGAGCCUGUCCGUUUUCGCGCCUUUUUGGCAGCGCAAAGUCUUGUGGGAAAGAGGUCGAGUGUUGGGAUAGGAGGAGAGCAGGGAAUUGGGAUUUAAUUAGAGCCGGGAGGGGACGAGCUGACCGCCGCUAUGCAGAAGGACGACCCGGAAUCCUCCAGCUCCUCGGACGGGGGCCCGGGGGAGCUGGUGCGGGAGCAGCUGGAAAGUCUCUGCCGGGAGCUCAACUUAGACGAGGAGACGGCGGCCGAGACUAUGAGCAACUUCACCAAGACGUGGAGCACUUACAGCCUGGAGGGCGAUGUGAAGCACUGGCUGGCAUGUGCCCUGUACGCCGCCUGUCGUAAAGGUUUCAUCCCAACCGUUGGAAGAGGUGUCAUGGAGGGUAAUGGCGUGUCUCUUACCCGUAUUCUCCGCUCUGCCAAGUUAAGCCUGAUACAGUUCUUUAAUAAAAUGAAGAAGUGGAUGGACAUGUCUAACCUCCCCCAAGAGUUUCGGGAGCGGGUGGAAAGGCUGGAGAGAAACUUUGAAGUUUCUACUGUAAUAUUCAAGAAGUUUAAACCUAUCUUCAUGGAUAUAUUUCAAAACCCCCACGAAGAGCUUCCAAGACUGCCAAGAAGCAGAAAGCAAAGGAAACUACAGUGUAACGUUAAAGAUCUGUGCAACUUCUGCUGGACGUUAUUUGUCUACACUAAAGGCAAUUUCAGCCUGAUCGGAGAUGACUUGGUGAAUUCUUACCACUUGCUGUUGUGUUGCCUGGACUUGGUCUAUUCCCACACCUUGCAGUGCCACCACAAAGAUGAUUUGCUCAAUCCAUCAUUCACGGCAGAGCUGUCGGCUUCUGAAGACGGCGAAGAUCCUCCUUGCCUCAUUAGUACAUUAUGUAACCAUUACGAUGGUCUUACAGUAGAAGCUAAAGGAAUAAAGCAGCAUUACUUCAAGCCUUACAUAUCCAAACUGUAUGAUAGAAAGGUCAUAAGAGGAGAUUGCUUGCUGGAUCUUUCAAGUUUUACAGACAACAAUAAAGCCCUAAAUAAGGAGUAUGAAGAAUAUGUCCUUACAGUGGGAGACUUUGAUGAGCGGGUUUUUUUAGGAGAUGAUGCAGAUGAGGAAAUUGGGACCCCCAGGAAAUUUUUGACUGAGCUUCCCAUGGGCAGUUGUACACCAAGGAAGAAUUUGGAGUCCAGCCUGCAGCAGCAUUUUGAGAAGAGGAGAUCAUUUGCCCCAUCUACUCCGUUAACUGGUAGACGAUACCUGAAGGAAAAGGAAGCGGUAAUUACUCCGGUCUCAUCAGCAACACAGUGUGUAAGCAAGCUUCAGAGCAUGGUGACUGGACUCCGCAAUACCCCAAGCGAACAGCUUAUUAAUAUCUUUAGAUCAUGUGCUCGCAAUCCCAUGGAAAAUAUACAGAAUACAGUAAACGACGUUCAGAAACUGUUCUGUCAUCAUUACACUCAGCCAUCAGAAGAUCAGCCCGGUUCUCAUAUUGACUUUGCUGUUAAUCGUUGGAAACUAGCCGAGAUUUUGUACUAUAAGGUUUUAGAAUCGAUUGUUUUUCAAGAAAUCAGGAGACUUAAUGGGAAAGACUUGACGGCACUACUGGAGCAGGAUAUUUUUCACCAGUCACUGCUGGCAUGCUGUCUUGAAAUCGUGCUGUUUGCUUAUAGUUCUCCCCGAAAAUUUCCUUGGACCAUUGAAGUUCUCAAUCUGAGUCCUUUCAAUUUCUAUAAGGUCAUAGAAGUCUUCAUCCGGUCAGAGGAUGGUUUGUCGCGAGACAUGGUGAAACACCUUAACAGCAUUGAAGAACAGAUUUUGGAGGAAAGAGCUUGGACAAGCAACUCUGUUUUGUGGGAGUUACUUCGUGCCUCUGACACAGUGCCAACAUGUGAGGAAGUUAUAAUACCAAGCAACUUUGAAACUGGGAAUGAAGCAGGUUUAGGGCAUCUCCCUAUGAUGCCAGCUUCUCCAAUCAUUCAUCCUCGUUUAAAAGAAGUUCGCACUGAUUUUGGAGGCUCUUGCAGAAGAGAUACGCAGCCACUGUCACCACUUUCUGUUCAUGAACGCUACAACUCUCCUACUGCUGGCAGUGCCAAAAGAAGACUCUUCGGGGAUGAUGGUCCAAAGGAGUCACCAGUAGAAAGAUUGCACACUACCCCAGAGAAUACCAGAAUAAGAAUUGUUCCCUGCCAGCCCUCUGAGAAAAUGUGUGUCUCCCCAGAUAGAACGCAGUUGUUCUGUCAGAGGGUGAAUGUAACAGGUUAUCAAAAUGAAAGCAGCCACCAGCCUUCACAGCCACAAUGUGAAAAUGGCAUUCAGGUUCCCUUGACAGCGCAGGCCUUGAUCAGUCCUAAAAGUCAGCUUUUCCGAACCCAGGAUGUAUGCCCCACAUCUAACAAGCCCAAGAGAACGGGAUCCCUAGCUCUGUUCUUCAGAAAGGUGUACCAUUUGGCCAGUGUUCGUCUGAGAGACUUGUGUUUGAAGCUUGAUUUGCCUAAUGAUUUGAGACGCAAGAUUUGGACAUUGUUCGAGUACUCACUGGUUCAUUGCACAGAUUUGAUGAAAGAUAGACACAUUGAUCAGCUUCUGUUAUGUGCAGUGUACAUCAUGGCUAAGAGUGAUGGAAGCACGAAUGUGGAAGAUGCCAUGAAAAGCUUUAAGAGCUUCUUUCACUGGCGUGGUUUCAUAGAAGACAAUGAAAUAGAAGGGGUAACAAAGGAAGAGAGGCUGUUUCAUGACAUCAUGAAAUGUUACAGGAAUCAACCCCAAGCAGAAAGCCGUGUGUAUAGGCAUGUAUUGGUGAAAAAACUGCCUGAUGUGCAGCAAAGUGACGCUGGAUUCAGCCAGGAUGUGGAAAUGGCUGACUGUGAUUCCAACGACUCUCUCUCGGACUCCAAACAAGCUGCUCGUGCCAGUGACCAAGACAGAGGAGACUUAAUAACGUUUUAUAACAACGUCUACGUGGAACGCGUGCAGCUGUUUGCACUGAAAUAUGCAGUCAGCACUAGUGACCAUCUGGCAUCAGCUCCUCCAAUGUCUCCAUUCCCCAGCAUCAGACAGCAAGCAGUCUCGCCACGUCGUGUGUCCCAGCAGCAUUCCAUCUAUGUGUCUCCACAUAAAAACACAAGUUGUCUCACACCACGCUCAUCGCUCCUGUACAAAUUCAAUGGAAGUCCUUCUAAAAGCUUGGAAGAUAUUAACAGCAUGAUAAAACAAGACCAUAGAAGCCGAAAGCGAGCAAUAACCAUAGAUAGCGACUCUGAUUCUCCCGCAAAGAGGAUGUGCACAGAGAAUGAGGACGUACUCAUAAAACGUCUUCAGGAUGUUGUAAGCGAAAGGGCAAUACGUUAGCUCUUCUCUUCCUAAGCCAUUUCAAUGUGUAUUGCACUGUUAAGUACCUGCAUGCCCGAUCUGUGUCUUAUUAAGCCCGUGCAAUAUGUCUUUAUGCCGCAUUGUAGCUAUUUUAAUCUGUUCUCUGAUACAACUUUUUACAGGUUCUACCCCUAGCAGUUAUGUUUUUAUAUCACACAAUUUAAAACAUUGUGCAUUAUGUAGAAUUUUACUGUCCUUGACUAACAUAUUGCUAUUGCUGAGUUUUUUUUGUUUUUUUUUUUGCAUUCUUUACGCAUUUUAUUAGCAACUCGUACUGUUUUGAUUUUAUAAAUGUAAUAUAGAAACCAGUCCUUUCCAGCGCUGCAGUGGUAAGCACUGCCAACGCUCUUCUCCUAAGAAAAUCAGUAAAUUCAAUAGUUUUACUUUGUUUCAAAGUGCAGCUUUUACAGUAUUUACAAUCUAUAGCAAACUUAUAUCUUUGUUUUUUAUGUAUGUUACAGAGGACAUUACGUAUGCACAGUGGGUGCAGCCUAUUGGUGUGCUAGGAACCAUUGCAAUAAUUGAGUCAUAGUCCAGGUGAUAUUUGUGCAUUAAAGGGGUUUUCUCAGACUUGGGGCUCAUGCACACCAUUUCCGUUCCAUGUUUUUUGUUUUUUUUACAGGUCCAUAUAUGGAACCAUUAAUUUCAAUGGGGCUUAAAAAAAAAAAAAAAACUGCAUUGACUGUGUGCAUUCAAUGUCCGUUCCGCAAAAAAAAAAUAGAACAUGUCCUAUUCUCCUCUGUAUUGCGGACAAGGUUAGGCAUUUUUA